Daktulosphaira vitifoliae (grape phylloxera) is the source of this 1130-nucleotide messenger RNA. It is a transcript of the gene Vamp7, whose product is annotated as vesicle-associated membrane protein 7. Lineage: Eukaryota; Metazoa; Arthropoda; Insecta; Hemiptera; Phylloxeridae. The record is from RefSeq and is a predicted model, not a curated record. The transcript is spliced from 6 exons. Gene Ontology annotation, molecular function: SNARE binding; SNAP receptor activity. Gene Ontology annotation, cellular component: SNARE complex; membrane. Gene Ontology annotation, biological process: exocytosis; vesicle fusion. Bases 326 to 979 code for a protein of 217 amino acids.
GAUAAUACAAAGUAAACAUUAUAAUCUGAAGUUCUUACACUAUAUGAUACAUUUUUUUAAAAAUAAUUAAUGAUAAUACAAACUUACUACCUAUCAAUGCUGUGGUCUAAAACAUAGUAUUAAUAUUUAUUGAUAUUCGCGUUCAUCGAUAAACUCAGUGCUCUUCGUGUGUACAACAGCGUUACAUCGCAUUUAUUUUCCCUUAUGUAUUUUUUUCGCAUUAAUUUGGCUUCAUUGCUUCCUAUUGACAUCCAGUGACUUGUUACAUAACUAAAAGAUCUCCGAUAAAUAUUUCAUUACACGGAAAUAAAUACAACUGUAAACAAUGCCUCUAUUCUACAGUGUUGUUGCUAGAGGAAUGGUAGUACUUGCAAAGCAUGCUAAUUAUCAAGGAAAUUUUGGAGAAAUUUUAGAAGGUGUUUUAAUUCAAAUUGGACCAGAAAACAAGAAACAGAGUCUUUUACAUGAUCGAUAUCUCUACCAUUAUAUUUGUGAAGAUCAAAUUAUUUAUAUGUGCAUCACUGAUGAUGAAUUCCAAAGAUCAAAAGCAUUUUUCUUUUUGAAUGAAAUAAAGCGUAGAUUUCAAGCUACUUAUGGUCAACGAGCAUACAGUGCUAUAGCUUAUUCUAUGAACUCUGAAUUUGCUCUUAUACUUGCAUCAGAAAUGAAAAGAUUUUCAAGUCAUAGUGAGUAUGAUACAUUAUCAAAAGUUCAUGGAGAAUUGGAUGAACUUAAGGACAUAAUGGUUCGAAAUAUUGAUAAUGUAGCUCUGCGGGGAGAAAAACUUGAGUUAUUAGUUAAUAAAACUGAAAAUUUGUGUUCUCAAUCUAUGAAUUUUCGAGUUCAGAGUCGAACUCUUCAAAGAUCUCUUUUUUGGAAAAAUGUCAAAAUAUAUGUUAUACUUAUUCUAAUUGGAAUUGGUAUAAUAUACUUUUUUGCUGUUUUCUAUUGUGGAUCACUCACUCUUGAUUGUAGUUGAUUUAUUUUUUAAAUUAUUAUAUUUCCAUCACAAAAAUAUAUUUAAAAAUUUGUAUCAAUAUACUUCCAUAAAUUCACAAAUACUUAGCUAUAAAUACUUAAUAAUUAUUAAUUUUUGAUAUAUAUAUAUAUACUGUUUUUAAUCUUCUUAC